Molecule: messenger RNA, 879 nt
Organism: Gymnogyps californianus (California condor)
Lineage: Eukaryota; Metazoa; Chordata; Aves; Accipitriformes; Cathartidae
Gene: INSYN1
Product: inhibitory synaptic factor 1
Exons: 2
Coding region: 1-879 (292 amino acids)
Biological process (GO): inhibitory postsynaptic potential
Cellular component (GO): postsynaptic density
Source: RefSeq, a predicted model, not a curated record
AUGGACUCCCGGACCUGCCAGGACAGGCAGCCCAGUGACCAGCCCAGCAGCAGCAGCAGCAAUUGUAGCAGCAGCAAGAGUAAUUGUGAAAGGGAAAGGAUCCGGAGUCGGAUGAAAAUGGUGAUCGGGCAACUGGAAGGCAUCUUACAGGAGCUCAAGGAGGUGGCCAAGGAGCUCCGGGAGGUGGUGAGCCAGAUCGACCGACUGACGUCCGACUUCGAGUUCGAGCUGGAGCCGGAUGACUGGACGACAGCGACGGCCAGCAGCACCUCCAGCAGCGAGAAGGGGGGAGGCGCCUUUGAGCUGGGACCCCUCGAUUUCGCUGCCUCCGACAUCCUCUCCGACAGCUGGGAAUUCUGCUCCUUCCUGGAUGCUUCCACCCCCUCCGACCCGGGCGACGGUCCUGAGCCCCCCCGGCCACAGCCGCAACCCCCACCAGCUCACCAGCCUGAUUACCGGCUGAUGAACGGGGGGAUCCCCAUCACCAACGGUCCCCGGGGCGGGGGGACCCCGGAUUCAUCCAGCGAGGAAGCCUUCGGCACGACAGCCGGCCAGAAGAUCUCGCAUCACCGGCCGGCCGGCACGCGGGAACGGGUCCGAUUCAGCGACAAGGUGCUUUACCACGCUCUGUGCUGCGAUGACGACCGGGACGGUGACAGCACGGCAUCCCCAGGGGAUGAUGGCCCCGAGGAGCCCGGCCGUAAGGUGCUGGUGGGGCCACCCUCAAAGCAUCCCUCCACCGGUGGUGGUGGUGGUGGUGGUGGACCCCCGGCGCGGCGGCUGACGAGGAACAGCAGCACGCAGACCGUAGCCGAUAAAAGCACCCAGACGGUGCUGCCUUAUAUCCCGGCCAAGCAGAAAAUUAAAAAUAAAAACUGA